This is a messenger RNA of Xyrauchen texanus (razorback sucker), 5799 nucleotides long. RefSeq lists its product as uncharacterized. Gene Ontology annotation, molecular function: catalytic activity; DNA-binding transcription factor activity, RNA polymerase II-specific; RNA polymerase II cis-regulatory region sequence-specific DNA binding. The record is from RefSeq and is a predicted model, not a curated record. The transcript is spliced from 14 exons. Lineage: Eukaryota; Metazoa; Chordata; Actinopteri; Cypriniformes; Catostomidae. Gene Ontology annotation, biological process: regulation of transcription by RNA polymerase II.
GAAGAAUUUGAGCGCUCAGUCGGUCCGUGUUCAACGUGUUUAACUUCAUUUAUGUUCAUCAUGAGAGCGCAGGUGGAUGUGAUCUGCUGUAAAUCAGUAGGAACUGAUCUGUCCAUGCUGGAUAUUGAUGAUUUCAUCACGGAAAUCUCUCAGCUGAAGAAAGAGGUGAUGUCACUGAAGACAAAACUGAAGGAAACAGAAUUUGUUUCACCCUGCACCUGUUUUGAGCAAGUUAAAUUUGAGAUUGAGCUGGAAAAGGUUUCCUGUCAAUCUUCAGUGUGUGUGACUGAUGGGACCUCCACAGAAUGUCAGGAUUCAGUGUGGAGCGGCAGAGAUCAGUCCACACCACAGCGACUGCUGGACAAACUCUCUGAACAGAGAUCCAGAGACACACAGGACUCACAGCUCACUUUACUCUGUUCUACUGACGGUAAUCAGGGUGAUCAAACCUCCACAGAGUGUCUGACUUCUGUCUGUAAUGCUGAAGAACAGCAGACAAUGCAGAUACCAGUGAAGAUGUGUUCCGUGAAGCUGCUGGACUGCAGGAAUCUGAUGAAGAUGAGAAGAGAAACCACACCAGAGGAACAACAGAGAGAUAAAGAUGAUAGUGAUCAAACCUCCACAGAGUGUCUGACUUCUGUCUGUAAUGCUGGAGAACAGCAGAUGCUGCAGACACCAGUGAAGAAUGAAGUGAAGCUGGUAGAGAUAAAAGAAGAAAUCACAUCAGAGGAACAACAGAGAGAUGAUGAUGAUCAAACCUCCACAGAGUCUCUGACUUCUGUCUGUAAUGCUGGAGAACAGCAGAUGCUGCAGACACCAGCGGAGAUUGAAGUGAAGCUGGAGGAGAUAAAAGAAGAAAACACUCUAGAGGAACAACGGAUUGAUGAAGUUGGUGAUUUUUUUCCUUCAGAGCUGAUGGAAGUGAAAGAGGAACAUCAAAAACUGAAUGAAGUGGAGGAAAAACUUCAGUAUCAGAAACAUCAUAAUUUUACAACUUCACAUAAAAAGUCUUUGAGUUUCUCAAAGACUAAGAAGAAAUUCUCUCUAAAAAAGCCUCAAAGAAGAGCAGCCAAGGAAUCUUCCACUUGCUCUCAGUGUGGAAAGAGUUUCACAUAUAAAAGCCAGCUUAAUGUGCACAUGAGAGUUCACACAGUAGAGAAGUCUUACACAUGCCAUCAGUGUGGGAAAAGUUUCACAUAUGCAGGCCAUCUCAAGAAUCAUCUCCGUUGUCACUCUGGAGAAAGACCAUUUGAAUAUGCCAAGUGUCGUAAACCAUUUGUGUUGGAUUCAGUUCUAAAACAACAUCUGAAAACACUCACAAAUGAGAAGCCUUACAAGUGUUCUUCUUGUGAAAGUAGUUUUUCACACCUGUCCCAUUAUAAAGAUCAUCAGAAAAGACAUAACUGUGCCGGGGCCUAUAUGUGCUUUGAAUGUGGACAGACUUAUAUGAAAGUCAAAAACUUGAAACGGCACCAAAAAAUUCACGCUGGACUGAAACCUUACAAGUGCUCACAAUGUGGAAAGAGUUUCACUCAGUCACAAGACCUGAAAAAACAUGAGAGAAUUCAUACUGGAGAAAAACCUUACAAGUGCUCACAAUGUGGAAAGAGUUUCACUCAGUCACAAGACCUGAAAAAACAUGAGAGAAUUCAUACUGGAGAAAAACCUUACAAGUGCUCACACUGUGGAAAGAGUUUCACUCAGUCACAAGACCUGAAAAAACAUGAGAGAAUUCAUACUGGAGAAAAACCUUACAAGCGCUCAAACAGUGGAAAGAGUUUCGCUCAGUCAGAACACAUGAAAAAACAUGAGAGAAUUCAUACUGGAGAAAAACCUCACAAGUGCUCACAAUGUGGAAAGAGUUUCACUCAUUCACAUCACCUGAAAAAACACAAGAGAAUUCAUACUGGAGAAAAACCUUACAAGUGCUCACACUGUGAAAAGAGUUUCACUCAGUCACAACACCUGAAAAAACACAAGAGAAUUCAUACUGGAGAAAAACCUUACAAGUGCUCACACUGUGGAAAGAGUUUCACUCAGUCACAAGACCUGAAAAAACACAAGAGAAUUCAUACAGGAGAAAAACCUUACAAGUGCUCACACUGUGAAAAGAGUUUCAAUCAGUCACAAAACCUGAAAACACAUGAGAGAAUUCAUACAGGAGAAAAACCUCACAAGUGCUUAAACUGUGAAAAGAGUUUCACUCAGUCACAACACCUGAAAACACAUGAGAGAAUUCAUACAGGAGAAAAACCUUACAAGUGCUCACACUGUGAAAAGAGUUUCAAUCAGUCACAAAACCUGAAAACACACGAGAGAAUUCACACUGGAGAAAAAAGUGUGCAUACUGUGAAAAGAUUAGAGGUAAAUAAACUAGAGGAAAUAGAAGGCCAGGAUAGAGAUAAUGUUGUGUGGUGUGGAGAUUUUAAUGCCCACAAUACACUGUGGGGAGGAGAAAAGACAGACAACAAUGGACAGGUGAUUGAGGAGGUGAUGAAUGAUAGGAACUUAGUGUGUCUGAAUGAUGGUAGAAGAACUAGGAUUGAUAUUAGAACUGAAGAAGAAGAAGAAGAAGAACUCAAAGAAGAAUUUGAGCGAUCAGUCGGUCUGUGUUCAACGUGUUUAACUUCAUUUAUGUUCAUCAUGAGAGCGCAGGUGGAUGUAAUCUGCUGUAAAUCAGUAGGAACUGAUCUGUCCAUGCUGGAUAUUGAUGAUUUCAUCACGGAAAUCUCUCAGCUGAAGAAAGAGGUGACGUCACUGAAGACAAAACUGAAGGGAACAGAAUUUGUUUCACCCUGCACCUGUUUUGAGCAAGUUAAAUUUGAGAUUGAGCUGGAAAAGGUUUCCUGUCAAUCUUCAGUGUGUGUGACUGAUGGGACCUCCACAGAAUGUCAGGCUUCAGUGUGGAGCGGCAGAGAUCAGUCCACACCACAGCGACUGCUGGACAAACUCUCUGAACAGAGAUCCAGAGACACACAGGACUCACAGCUCACUUUACUCUGUUCUACUGACGGUAAUCAGGGUGAUCAAACCUCCACAGUGUCUCUGACUUCUGUUUGUAAUGCUGGAGAACAGCAGACGAUGCAGAUACCAGUGAAGAUUGAAGUGAACCUGCUGGACUGCAGGAAUCUGAUGAAGAUGAGAGAAACCACAGUAGAGGAACAACAGAGAGAUGAUGAUGAUCAAACCUCCACAGAGUCUCUUACGUCUGUCUGUAAUGCUGGAGAACAGCAGAUGCUGCAGACACCAGCGGAGAUUGAAGUGACGCUGGAGGAGAUAAAAGAAGAAAACACUCUAGAGGAACAACGGAGUGAUGAAGUUGGUGAUUAUUUUCCUUCAGAGCUGAUGGAAGUGAAAGAGGAACAUCAAAAACUGAAUGAAGUGGACGAAAAACUUCAGUAUCAGAAACAUCAUGAUUUUACAACUUCACAUAUAAAGUCUUUGAGUUUCUCAAAGACUAAGAAGAAAUUCUCUCUAAAAAAGCCUCAAAGAAGAGCAGCCAAGGAAUCUUCCAAGAAAUCUUCCACUUGCUUUCAGUGUGGAAAGAGUUUCACUCAGACACAAGACCUGAAAAAACACAAGAGAAUUCAUACUGGAGAAAAACCUUACAAGUGCUCACACUGUGGAAAGAGUUUCACUCAGUCACAAGACCUGAAAACACAUGAGAGAAUUCAUACAGGAGAAAAACCUUACAAGUGCUCACAAUGUGGAAAGAGUUUCACUCAGUCACAACACCUGAAAAAACAUGAGAGAAUUCAUACAGGAGAAAAACCUUACAAGUGCUCACAAUGUGGAAAGAGUUUCACUCAGUCACAACACCUGAAAAAACACGAGAGAAUUCAUACUGGAGAAAAAAGUGUGCAUACUGUGAAAAGAGUUUCAGUCUCUCAGAAUACCACAGCGUUUAACGGAGAUGAGGGGUGGUCGUUUGACCCCGGUCCCAUUACGGACACAGGCAAUAAGACAGUGAUCGCUAAGAUCCUGGUUAUAAACAGCAGAGAAUUUGAGCAAUCAGUCGGUCCGUGUUCAACGUGUUUAACUUCAUUUAUGUUCAUCAUGAGAGCGCAGGUGGAUGUGAUCUGCUGUAAAUCAGUAGGAACUGAUCUGUCCAUGCUGGAUAUUGAUGAUUUCAUCACGGAAAUCUCUCAGCUGAAGAAAGAGGUGACGUCACUGAAGACAAAACUGAAGGAAACAGAAUUUGUUUCACCCUGCACCUGUUUUGAGCAAGUUAAAUUUGAGAUUGAGCUGGAAAAGGUUUCCUGUCAAUCUUCAGUGUGUGUGACUGAUGGGACCUCCACAGAAUGUCAGGAUUCAGUGUGGAGCAGCAGAGAUCAGUCCACACCACAGCGACUGCUGGACAAACUCUCUGAACAGAGAUCCAGAGACACACAGGACUCACAGCUCACUUUACUCUGUUCUACUGACGGUAAUCAGGGUGAUCAAACCUCCACAGAGUCUCUGACUUCUGUUUGUAAUGCUGGAGAACAGCAGACGAUGCAGAUACCAGUGAAGAUGUGUUCAGUGAAGCUGCUGGACUGCAGGAAUCUGAUGAAGAUGAGAGAAACCACAUCAGAGGAACAAAAGAGAGAUGAAGAUGAUGAUGAUGAUGAUCAAACCUCCACAGAGUCUCUGACUUCUGUCUGUAAUGCUGGAGAACAGCAGAUGCUGCAGACACCAGCGGAGAUUGAAGUGACGCUGGAGGAGAUAAAAGAAGAAAACACUCUAGAGGAACAACGGAGUGAUGAAGUUGGUGAUUUUUUUCCUUCAGAGCUGAUGGAAGUGAAAGAGGAACAUCAAAAACUGAAUGAAGUGGAGGAAAAACUUCAGUAUCAGAAACAUCAUGAUUUUACAACUUCACAUAAAAAGUCUUUGAGUUUCUCAAAGAAUCAUCUCCGUUGUCACUCUGGAGAAAGACCAUUUGAAUAUGCCAAGUGUCGUAAACCAUUUGUGUUGGAUUCAGUUCUAAAACAACAUCUGAAAACACUCACAAAUGAGAAGCCUUACAAGUGUUCUUCUUGUGAAAGUAGUUUUUCACAUCUGUCCCAUUAUAAAGAUCAUCAGAAAAGACAUAACUGUGCCGGGGCCUAUAUGUGCUUUGAAUGUGGAAAGACUUAUAUGAAAGUCAAAAACUUGAAACGGCACCAAAAAAUUCAUGCUGGACUGAAACCUUACAAGUGCUCACAAUGUGGAAAGAGUUUCACUCAGUCAGAACACCUAAAAUCACACGAGAGAAUUCACACUGGAGAAAAACCUUACAAGUGCUCACACUGUGAAAAGAGUUUCACUCUGUCACAAGACCUGAAAAAACAUGAGAGAAUUCAUACUGGAGAAAAACCUUACAAGUGCUCACACUGUGAAAAGAGUUUCACUCAGUCAGAACACCUAAAAUCACACGAGAGAAUUCACACUGGAGAAAAACCUUACAAGUGCUCACACUGUGGAAAGAGUUUCACACGAUCAGAUGAACUGAAAAUACACGUGAGAAUUCAUACAGGAGAAAACCCUUACAAGUGCUCACACUGUGAAAAGAGUUUCAAUCGGUCACAAGACCUGAAAACACACGUGAGAAUUCAUACAGGAGAAAACCCUUACAAGUGCUCACACUGUGAAAAGAGUUUCAAUCGGUCACAAAACCUGAAAAGACACGAGAGAAUCCAUACUGGAGAAAAACCUCACAAGCGCUAACAAUGUGGAAAGAGUUUCACUCGGUCACAACACCUGAAAACACACGAGAGAAUUCACACUGGAGAAAAAAGUGUGCAUACUGUGAAAAGAGUUUCAGUCUCUCAGAAUACCUGA